AGUCAAAAAUUGUAAUUUCAAAUUAUGUUUAGAAACGAAAAUAUUCUUCAACGCGGGCGUUUUAAAUCGGUCCUGAUUGAGAACGAUGUUAUUAAUGUACUUGUACGGGAGGGAGGUGUUUAUGGCAAAAUUCGGAGGUGGUGGUACGGUUUAUUUCUGUUGUCGUAUGAAGAUGACCGAGCAAAACGUUACUACAUGAGUUCGUACGCGAUGAUGAUGGCAAGGGCCGCCCAGUUUCACCAUGACCGUAGCUGUAUCCAUCCUUUUAGUACAUUCAGGAACUUUUGGGACUGCAUAACUCUGCUACUCCUCUUUACACGCAUAAUAAUAUUCCAGUUAAACAAUAGUGUGCUACACGACAAUCACAUAUUCUUACACUAUUUGUUGGUCAUCAUCGACGUUGUAUGCAUCGUGGACCUUUACGUCAACGCAAAAACUGGUUACGUGGUCCAAAGAACUAGACAAGUCGUUAUGAAUUCCCAUGAUAUAUUAUUAAACUAUCUUUCUACAAACGUUUUUGUCCAUGCUAUGACUGCAGUACCAGUUCAGAGCCUUCUGUUCCUUAGACUGGGGAAGGAUGUGGCUAUAGCAUCCAACAAAGCCAACUUAUUCUCCUGUACGCUUAAGAUUAUAAGUGUGUUUCAUGUAGCAAGACUGUUCCAAGCUUCUAAAUACUUAUCGAAAGAGCGUGCUACUUUUGCAAAGACGGUCGCCUUCAAGUUUAUGAGAAUAAUCGUUCUUGGAAUUGUGGUGAUUUAUGUAAUAAUAGCGUUGACUAACACAUACAAUGUGAUUAAUGGAAUUGUGACAGGAUCAAUCAAAAUAAAUACUUUUAACGGACAUUUGAUAUUAAUUAAGUAUCAUUCCGAGCCCGGACAGGUACAUGACUUAUCCAUGUUUCACUUUGUGAAGUUAUCCAGAGUUUGCAAGAUUCUUUUUCUCUUCGGAUUUGGACUUUUACCUAAUGUGGAGACUGUCGAUCGCAUUUCAGCUAUAGUAAGUUACUGGGUAGCCUUCAUAUUUCACCUCUGGGCUGGAAUUGUUUUAUAUAACUGCGUGACCAGAGAACACUCUUUGAACGACCGUCUACAUGUGGCCCGAACACAGACUUUUAAUGUCUUACGAAUAAGGGGGCUUCCUGACACUAUUCAUGAUAAAGUCGUCCAGUAUUAUGAUUAUAAGAUGUCAAGUUUGAACAUUUUAGAGAAAAAAAACUGCCUGUUUAAAGCGUUACCUAGUGAAUUGACGUCAGAGAUCAAAAUGAGCUGUUUUGAGAACUAUGUUGUAAAGAUUCCCUGUUUUUCCAAAUGGCCACCAGAAGUUAUUGCUAAAAUUGUGGAUCUGCUGCAACCUGAAAUAUACCUGGGUAAUGAUCUAGUGAGCAGUAUACAGAACUCGCGCGACGGACUGGUGAUAGUAGAAGUAGGGCUGCUGGCAGUGUACACUAAACAAGAAGAAACCGUUCACCUCAUGGACGGUGACCACUUUGGAGAAACAGCGCUGGUCAACGAUCGGGAGACGCCAUCGAAUACUGUAGUUGCUGUUACACCUAGCACGGUUUUGUUAUUGGAUAAAGUACUUUUCCGUAAAAUGAUGGCAUCAUAUCCGAACCUCUUUUGUUCGUUACGUAUGGAGUUCAUAUUAGCCAGCGGCGUAUCGGAUAGCCGACAUGUCGAAGAAGAAGAAACAGGUAUAUCACCUGAAUCAGAAACCGUCCGUCUGACGUGCACCGCGCACACGGGCGUCCGCGCGCGGCCCGGACGGUAA
Molecule: messenger RNA, 1767 nt
Organism: Cydia amplana
Lineage: Eukaryota; Metazoa; Arthropoda; Insecta; Lepidoptera; Tortricidae
Product: potassium/sodium hyperpolarization-activated cyclic nucleotide-gated channel 4-like
Exons: 5
Coding region: 25-1767 (580 amino acids)
Biological process (GO): regulation of membrane depolarization; sodium ion transmembrane transport; potassium ion transmembrane transport
Cellular component (GO): HCN channel complex
Molecular function (GO): voltage-gated potassium channel activity
Source: RefSeq, a predicted model, not a curated record